Messenger RNA from Amoebophrya sp. A120, 596 nucleotides. NCBI's taxonomy places the organism in Eukaryota, Dinophyceae, Syndiniales, Amoebophryaceae. The record is from the annotation of a GenBank genome assembly.
CUCAAGUACCAUUACUGUCACCAAUGCCACCAUUACUGCCCUCUCCGGUCACGGCACUGUCGGGUCAGCAAGCAGUGCGUCCUGACCUUCGAUCACCACUGUUUUUGGAUCGGCGGCGUUGUAUCCAAUGCAAAUACGUCUGGGUCUGGAAGAUUGCCAGGUUUGUCAUGCAUAAACUUGCGUGACCCAUGACGCCUGUAAUGCAUGACCUAGCAUCACAGAUUUUUAGAUGGCUUCCUGAUGCCUCUUCCGCAUGAGAAAUGCCCUCGUGGUCUCCGCGUAGAGCAAACUGGACUCCUCUUGCUGGUCAUGCAACACAAACUUCUUUUAGAAUCCAAAGACAGCAUGACAAGUUACAACCUUCCAGACCCAGACUACAUAUUUGCAAUGCAUACGGUGUCGGCGAAAAGAACCAUGGGAGGUUCGUGUUGCUACUGUUCCUGGCGGUUGUGUUGUGCUUUCUGCACUGGAAAAACCUGGUUUUCAACCCGGAAAUGCCGAGCAUGAUAUCUUCGAAGACGAAGAUAUUCCUGGUGCUGCUUGCGCUCUUACCCUUCACGGCCUUCACGUGUGGACUAUUGCUGUAUCACUGCUAC